GGACUGGACCUGAGUUCACACAGUCUUUCUGAAGACUGCAUCUCGAAGUGACAGAUCAGAAGUGGUAUUUGAACCAGUAUUAGAAGUGAAAGACUGUGUGAAGUCAAGAGGAAACAGGUGAAAGAGGUAAGGACGUGUGAGGCUGAGCUGAGAAUCAUCAAAAACAGAAAGAACGAGAGAAAGCGAGAAACAGACGAGCACACAGACACAGACAUGGUUGAGUUCAUAACAGAUGAAACAGAGAUUAAAGGAAGAAAAAAAGGAACUGCAAAAGUCUGAGAGGAAAACACACACACGCACACAUGCAUAGAUCCCCAGUGAUGACGUGACACACAUAUAUCCGUUUUCACAUAUUCAUACCCAGCCGGCUGCUGUCAUGCUGCUCAGAGUCAGUGGCAGCUAUGAGUGAAGGCAGAGUGAGUGCAGGACCAUGACCUCCAACAUGAACCGUAAGACCAUCCUGCAGUCGCAGAGGAGCCUGGACACUUACCAACCCCCCAGGAAGGGUCUACGCUGGAGACGGGGAUCUUUAAAUCAUGAAAAACAGUCGAAAAACCGAGAGUAUACUACAGGGACGCUGACACGGGGACGUGACCAGCUCAGCCGAUCAUAUUCCAACUCUCUGGUGGACUACGAAGAUCCUCAGAGGACAACGUUUGUGUUGGAAAAACAAGACAAUGAAGCAUAUGGAUUUGAAGUUCAGACGUAUGGCAUUCAGCUGAAUAACAGCAACGAGUUGGAGAUGUGUACGUUUGUCUGCAGCGUGCAGGAGGGUAGUUCUGCAGAAACAGCAGGCCUGACUGCGGGUGACAUAAUACUGACGGUAAAUGGUAUCAUCAUCAAAGGAUACACCCAUCAGCAAAUCAUCGAACUGAUCCGAGAGUCUGUCAACAUGCUCAAAAUGGAGACAGUCAAUGGCAGUGUGGUCAAAAGAAUUGAACUAGAGAAGAAGAUGCGCAUGCUUAAGCAAAUGCUGCAUGAGAAACGGUUGGAACUGCAGGCACUCACCCUACAGGAAAAGCGUCUUACUCGAGGGAAUCUGAACGUCAGCUCUGAGCACCCAUCCAUGGACUCUCUCAUGUCUCUGUCGUCUCCUACGAGUCGGUCUGGACAUCGUUUCUCCAGUGACAGCAGCUGGCCGAGCGUGUUGACAGACGAGGUCGGCGAGGACGUGUUCGAUGACCUCAGCCCAUGCAGCCCUCACAAACCCAACUGCGACUUAUUCAAUACUAUGUUUCAGCCAGAGGGGGUGCCACUGAGGCCGGCUCUGUCUCGCACCCGCAGCAUCAGCAGUGGUAGCAGCAGCAACAGCUGCCAGUCGCCUACGUGGGAUAACAGCCGAGUGUCCUCGUCUUCCUCCAGCUCCGUAUUUGCCACGCUGCCUCGCCGAGGCAGGAAGGGCAGCAUGAGGAAAAACCUGCUGAAGUUGUUACCUGGACUGAAUUAUUCUCUCGAAGAGGAGGAGGCCAUCUGAUACAGACUGCUAGCAUGAAGCUGAACAGAAUUAGAGUUCUUCUAAGGGGUACAGAAUGUGAAAAGUGAACGUCUGAUGCUUGAAAGACUUCAUGUCUUUCUUUCUUGUCCAGGCUAAUACUGAUUUGUCUGAAAAUGCCAUUUAAAAAAAAACUAUCAAAACAUGUCAAAAGGUUUUCUGUCCAGAUUGAAAUGCAGAAACGACAGGAAGCCACGUGUACAGUGAGCAAGUGCAUGUUUGCACACACUACCUGAGCCAGGUUUACGUAGUUCAUGUUUACAUCAAAAGUUAAACAGUUUGAUGUGGUCUGUAGAACCAGAAAAGAAGGCUAAGGGGGAAAAAAAACAUAGAAAAGGAAAGACGCUUGGCAAUGCUACUGAGCGUGUAGCGGUCUGCUGCACAACAGUGAAUACAAAGCAAGCAAUCAAUCCAUCCUUCAGGUGGGAAUGCUGUGCUGAAAUCUUACUUGUGAUUGAGUGGCGUUGAUUCAUUUUCUACCACAGCAGCCCUGAAAGUAGUGCAACUGCAAGACACCAAAAAAAAGAAAUCAUCACAAUCUAAAACUCAUAAUCUAUCCAUAGCCAAAUCCAUAACAGAUUGCUCGUUUAUUUUUAUUUAAUUAUGGAAAGAGUCUCCAGUGUCAGUCAGGUUUUCCACCUUCAGGAUUUAUAUAUUUUUUUAAUGAAUUUCAUGAGAGAAGAAAGAGAGAUGAGUGAGGGAACGACUGCAUCACACCACUAUCACUGCACUGAUUAUUUUCCUACAACAGCACACCCUAUUGUUUUUUAUUCCUAAAUUGUUUCAUGAGUGACCAAGACAAAUAACAACAUGAACAGUCAAAUGAACUUGUGUUUUGUUUUUCUGAUGCAGCAGAUCUUGGAUCAGUGGCUUAUCUCUGGACAUUUUAUGAAUUUAUAGAAUCAGAAUUUAUAAAUACCUUCUUUCAUAAGUGUAAAAAUGGCUUUUUUCCCAUUAACUUUAAAAAAAAAAACAGUAUUAGUUAUGGACAAGACCUCAACAUAUUCACCAUUCUGGAACAUGUAGCAUUCUAGUCGUGACAUUCUAGAACCCAAGAUAUUCUCGAACCGAGCCCCGUAAUGGCUUGUGUCAAUGUAGGACAAGCCACACGUCAGCAUUACACGCACACACAAAAUAUAAAUAUAUAAUGUGUGUAUAUAUGUAUUCUUCUGCAUGCUAACACACCCAUGUAUGUAUGACAGUAGCACAAAGUGCAGAAUAACAAAUACAUUGAACAUUAAAAACAUGAGUUUUUAAAAAUUUUGUUUGUGAAGUGCAGCAUGUAAACUGCUUUUCAUUCACAUGAUGGCUUUCUUUUUAAAACCUGCAUUAAAGCAUUGUAUGGGAACAGGAGAAAGUGUGAGAAUGAGACUCGUGUGAUCAUGCAAUUUUCCGUUUGACCCACAUGUGUAUAUCACUGUGUGUAGCAAUAAAUAAAACAAAGAAAAAAUGUACAUAAUAAAA
This is a messenger RNA of Neoarius graeffei (lesser salmon catfish), 2956 nucleotides long. It is a transcript of the gene cytip, whose product is annotated as cytohesin 1 interacting protein. The transcript is spliced from 8 exons. The coding region runs from base 431 to 1474 and encodes 347 amino acids. NCBI's taxonomy places the organism in Eukaryota, Metazoa, Chordata, Actinopteri, Siluriformes, Ariidae. Gene Ontology annotation, molecular function: protein binding. The record is from RefSeq and is a predicted model, not a curated record.